AUGGCCUCGACCCUUUUCUCCAGAAGUUUCUUGGCCGCAAGUCACCGCUUCAUUACUCCUUCUCUUCUUCCCCAAAAGACUCUUAAUUUCGCCGCUUCUCUUAGUAAAAGAGCAUUCUACUCUCAGGUAGGCUCCGGUUCUACAGUCUAUAACUCAACUUCAUGGGCUCGAGCCAUGGCUUCUACUGGAGUUUGGUCAAAAUCCAGCUACUCGACGUCAUCUGCAUCAACCAAUGAACCUGUUGUUUCUGUUGAUUGGCUCCAUGCUAAUCUUAAAGAGCCUGAUUUGAAGGUUUUGGAUGCUUCAUGGUACAUGCCAGAAGAGCAGAGGAAUCCGAUCCAAGAAUAUCAGGUUGCUCAUAUUCCUGGUGCCCUCUUCUUUGAUUUGGAUGGAAUAUCAGAUCGAACAACAAGUUUGCCACAUAUGUUGCCAUCUGAGGAAGCUUUUGCUGCUGGAUGUUCUGCUCUUGGAAUCGAUAACAAAGAUGGUGUGGUUGUUUAUGAUGGAAAGGGCAUCUUUAGUGCAGCCCGUGUAUGGUGGAUGUUUAGAGUUUUUGGACAUGACAAAGUUUGGGUGCUCGAUGGAGGUCUACCGAGAUGGCGUGCUUCAGGUUAUGAUGUUGAAUCUAGUGCAUCAGGUGAUGCUAUUUUGAAAGCCAGUGCCGCAAGUGAGGCUAUAGAGAAAAUCUAUCAAGGACAAAUGGUCAGUCCAAUAACCUUUCAGACGAAGUUCCAGCCACAUCUAGUGUGGAAACUUGAUCAGGUCAAGAACAACAUGGAGGAUCCGACUUAUCAACACGUAGACGCUCGUUCCAAAGCCAGGUUUGAUGGUACCGCUCCAGAACCCCGUAAGGGAAUAAGAAGCGGUCAUAUCCCUGGAAGCAAGUGUGUCCCUUUCCCUCAGAUGUUUGAUUCUUCUCAAACACUGUUACCGGCAGAAGAGCUGAAGAAACGAUUUGAACAAGAAGACAUCUCACUAGACAAGCCGAUCAUGGCCUCGUGUGGGACUGGCGUAACAGCUUGUAUCCUGGCAAUGGGGCUUCACCGGCUAGGGAAAACCGAUGUGCCAAUCUAUGAUGGGUCGUGGACUGAAUGGGCAUCAGAACCAGACUUGCCCAUGGAAGGUGAUGAAUCAUCCUCAUGA
Arabis nemorensis is the source of this 1143-nucleotide messenger RNA. NCBI's taxonomy places the organism in Eukaryota, Viridiplantae, Streptophyta, Magnoliopsida, Brassicales, Brassicaceae. The record is from the annotation of a GenBank genome assembly.